Messenger RNA from Mandrillus leucophaeus (drill), 3793 nucleotides. It is a transcript of the gene USP49, whose product is annotated as ubiquitin specific peptidase 49. NCBI's taxonomy places the organism in Eukaryota, Metazoa, Chordata, Mammalia, Primates, Cercopithecidae. Gene Ontology annotation, molecular function: cysteine-type deubiquitinase activity; zinc ion binding. Gene Ontology annotation, cellular component: cytoplasm. Bases 709 to 2775 code for a protein of 688 amino acids. The transcript is spliced from 9 exons. Gene Ontology annotation, biological process: protein deubiquitination. The record is from RefSeq and is a predicted model, not a curated record.
AUUCUGUAAAGCGAGGGGGGGCAAAUGAGACCUGGAUUGGAACCAGGUGGAGUCCGGAAUAAGAGUGUGGUGGAAGGGCCAAGGGAAACAGAUAAGAGAUGGGUGUCUGUAGGACAAUUCUGGGAGCAGAAAAGCUGAAAGGAGACUAGAGUUAGGGUGUAAGAAGUGAUGGCCAUCUGGAACCAGGAUAACUGGGGAAUUACGUUAAUUGUAGAGGUUCAGCAAGAUCCAAGGUGAAAACAGUGAGGUGAAGAGACAAGGCUAAAAACAAAUGGUGAGAGGAGCAGGAAGAGAUGGGCCCCAGUAUUUAAAGGAUGAGAUGGGGAGUAAGGGAAGAGAAGGGGGCUAAGGGAAGCUCGGGGAGUCCUGAUGAAUGUAGAACUGGGGUAGACUGCAUGGGGGUGGGAAUCGAAUGUGCGUGUUGUGGGGAGUUGCUCCAGAAGGUCUACAAGGGUCAGGGCAGAAAUGCUAUAGUGAAAGAUCAAGUGUAAGAGAGCCUUUGGUGCAGAAGAGAAGGAACCAUGAUUCUUUGGAUGGGAAGAGACCUUGAAAGGACCUCUAGUUUAUCCAGCAACUCCAGUCAAUAUCCCACUUAAAUAAUUCCAGGUAAUAGAGAAGAGGAAACCUAACCAAUGACUGUGGAAUAAUAUGGAAGAAGAUGGAAAAAACUUGUUUAAUGGGCUGAGAGAGUGGCAACUUCUAUAAGACAUGGAUAGAUGCAAACAUGUAGGGCGGUUACGGCUCGCCCAGGACCACUCCAUUCUGAACCCUCAGAAGUGGUGCUGCUUAGAGUGCGCCACCACCGAGUCGGUGUGGGCCUGCCUCAAGUGCUCCCACGUGGCCUGCGGCCGCUACAUUGAGGACCACGCCCUGAAACACUUUGAAGAGACUGGACACCCGCUAGCCAUGGAAGUCCGGGAUCUCUACGUGUUCUGUUACCUGUGCAAGGACUAUGUGCUCAAUGAUAACCCAGAGGGCGACCUGAAGCUGCUAAGAAGCUCCCUCCUGGCGGUCCGGGGCCAGAAGCAGGACACGCUGGUAAGACGCGGGCGGACGCUGCGGUCCACGGCUUCGGGUGAGGACGUGGUCCCGCCGCAGCGCGCUCCUCAGGGACAGCCGCAGAUGCUGACCGCUCUGUGGUACCGGCGCCAGCGCCUGCUGGCCAGGACGCUGCGGCUGUGGUUCGAGAAGAGCUCCCGGGGCCAGGCGAAGCUGGAGCAGCGGCGGCAGGAGGAGGCGCUGGAGCGCAAGAAGGAGGAAGCGCGGAGGCGGCGGCGCGAGGUGAAACGGCGGCUGCUGGAGGAGCUGGCCAGCGCCCCUCCGCGUAAGAGUGCACGGCUGCUCCUGCACACGCCUAGCGACGCGGGCCCGGCCGCCUCGCGCCCCACCACCCUCCCUACCUCACGCAGAGCGCCCGCCGCCACGCUCAAGCUGCGUCGCCAGCCUGCCGUGGCCCCGGGCGUCACGGGCCUGCGCAACCUGGGCAAUACCUGCUACAUGAACUCCAUCCUCCAGGUGCUCAGCCACCUCCAGAAGUUCCGAGAAUGUUUCCUCAACCUUGACCCUUCCAAAACGGAACAUCUGUUUCCCAAAGCCACCAACGGGAAGACUCAGCUUUCUGGCAAGCCAACCAACAGCUCAGCCACAGAGCUGUCCUUGAGGAGUGACAGGGCCGAUGCAUGCGAGCGGGAGGGCUUCUGCUGGAACGGCGGGGCCUCCAUUAGUCGGAGCCUGGAGCUCAUCCAGAACAAGGAGCCAAGCUCGAAGCACAUUUCCCUCUGCCAUGAACUGCACACCCUCUUCCGAGUCAUGUGGUCCGGGAAGUGGGCCCUAGUGUCGCCCUUCGCCAUGCUCCACUCAGUGUGGAGCCUAAUCCCUGCCUUCCGCGGCUACGACCAACAGGAUGCGCAGGAAUUUCUCUGUGAGCUGCUGCACAAGGUGCAGCAGGAACUCGAGUCUGAGGGCACCACACGCCGGAUCCUCAUCCCUUUCUCCCAGAAGAAGCUCACCAAACAGGUGUUAAAGGUGGUGAAUACCAUAUUUCAUGGGCAGCUGCUCAGUCAGGUCACAUGUAUAUCAUGCAAUUACAAAUCUAAUACCAUUGAGCCCUUUUGGGACCUAUCCCUGGAAUUCCCUGAACGCUAUCACUGCAUAGAAAAGGGGUUUGUCCCUUUGAAUCAGACAGAGUGCUUGCUCACUGAGAUGCUGGCCAAGUUCACAGAGACAGAGGCCCUGGAAGGAAGAAUCUACGCUUGUGACCAGUGUAACAGCAAACGACGAAAAUCCAAUCCCAAACCCCUUGUUCUGAGUGAAGCUAGAAAGCAGUUAAUGAUCUACAGACUACCUCAGGUUCUCCGGCUGCACCUUAAAAGAUUCAGGUGGUCUGGCCGUAACCAUCGAGAGAAGAUUGGGGUCCAUGUCGUCUUUGACCAGGUAUUAACCAUGGAACCUUACUGCUGCAGGGACAUGCUCUCCUCUCUUGACAAAGAGACCUUUGCCUAUGAUCUCUCCGCAGUGGUCAUGCAUCACGGGAAAGGGUUUGGCUCAGGACACUACACAGCCUAUUGCUACAACACAGAGGGAGGUUUUUGGGUCCACUGCAAUGACUCAAAGCUGAAUGUAUGCAGUGUCGAGGAAGUGUGCAAAACCCAGGCCUACAUCCUUUUUUACACUCAAAGAACAGUGCAGGGCAAUGCAAGAAUCUCAGAAACCCAUCUCCAAGCUCAGGUGCAGUCCAGCAACAAUGAUGAAGGCAGACCACAGACAUUUUCCUGAAUGGGAGGAGAGCAGCCAUGUUUUCUCUCCAUUAUGUGAUUCCCCUGCUAAGCAGGACCUCCUUGCAGCACCAGAAGAACCCUCCAGAUGUGAGCAGCCCUGGACAGACCGUGUGAGGAGGGGCCCUGGGCUAGCAGUUUGCUGGAUGGGAUUGGCUUCAAGAUGGGAGAUGAAGUCUAAAGGGUUUAUUCCCACAAAGGAAGUAACCUUCAAGGGUUCAAAACAAACUUCCUUUUUUGGGGAUAGCUGCUGAAGAGUGGAGUGAGAUGCAUGGAACAGAUUUCCCCAUGCAAAAUGGGAUGGUUUUCGUAUGUCAUACCCUCCCUACCUGCUGCUGUCAUUUAAUCAUUCCAUACUUCUGAGACUGGCAUGAAUACCCCUUCAUUCUAAAGAAGGGGCAGGUCAUAUAAAGAAGCAAUAGACCAGCACAUGUUGCAUGUUGAGCCAAAGGACACUCCUGGCUAUCCCAGUUCUGUAGCAGAUCCCUGGUUGAGGUCUAGGGCAAGCACAUGGUUUGGUUUAAAUUGAUUCUUAGGUUUUCUCAGAACUCAAUUGAGGGUGGGCAGAGAUAGCUGGUGCUUCAGGGCUUAUUGAAUGCCUAUCACCCGUUCUCACUUCAGUGCAGCAUGCAGCUUCUUAGCCUGCAGCUUCUUUCUUGCUCCUGGAGAGGUAGAACAUUCAUGGUCACAGGGUUUGGGAGCUUUUGGUUUUCUAGGGUAUGUUAACUGCUUAGGAAUCCACCUCGUACAUAUCUGAAGAGUUGAUUACCGAUGGCCUUGACCUGUUUCCUCCCAAAUCUGAUAAUCCCUACUGUUGCUUUACCCCCCAUACUCAGUCCAUCAGAGAAAAAAACAAGAGUGCCCCGUCCUUUCCCCCAGUGCUAGUAAAAUACAUCGUCCUUUUUAAAUUGGGUCAGUUUCUAAACAGAAUGAAAUUGCCCAGAUAAAAACCCUUGUCCCCAUCAGGUGCCACUUCAUUCUUAGUUCUUCACUUAGAUUUGCUGGUGAAAGUGAAUGCA